This is a messenger RNA of Cornus florida, 1785 nucleotides long. Its product is annotated as cysteine-rich receptor-like protein kinase 43. The record is from RefSeq and is a predicted model, not a curated record. Lineage: Eukaryota; Viridiplantae; Streptophyta; Magnoliopsida; Cornales; Cornaceae. Gene Ontology annotation, biological process: protein phosphorylation. Bases 287 to 1543 code for a protein of 418 amino acids. Gene Ontology annotation, molecular function: protein kinase activity; ATP binding. The transcript is spliced from 6 exons.
AGCCAAAUAACGGUCUGUUGACACAAACCCGUAUUCUCAGAAAAUUACAAACCACCAAUUUAGUUUUCACUUUCCUCAACAAACACGUUAUAGCCAAAUAUCGGUCUGUUGAUACACACAAACAAAAAUCUCAAAACCAUCGUCACAAACCCGUAUUCUCAGAAAAUUACAAACCACCAUUUUAGUUUUCACUUUCCUCUCAAUCUUUUCCCCCAAUUUUCAGAUCCAAAUAGUGUUCAAAAUCCCAAAUUUUGAUCACACCAGUCCACUCUCUUCAUGGGCAGCCAUGUCCAAGUAUAGUAAUUUCGUCCAAAGUCUCAUCAAACCCUUCAAAUUCAACUCCAAGAAAGAAGAACGAGACGAAGAAAACUUGGAAAAGAUCGCGGCAAAAGAACAGAAGUUAUUCCCUUUUGAAACCCUAGUUUCUGCAACCAAAGAUUUCCACUCUAAUCACAAGCUUGGGGAAGGCGGGUUUGGUCCUGUAUACAAGGGAAAGUUGGAGGAUGGGAGAGAGAUUGCGGUCAAGAAAUUGUCGCAGAACUCGAAUCAGGGGAAGAAAGAGUUCACAAAUGAGGCGAAGCUUCUUGCUCGUGUGCAGCACCGCUAUGUUGUAACAUUAUUGGGAUACUGCACACAUGGUGCUGAGAAGCUACUUGUGUACGAGUAUGUAGCAAAUGAGAGCCUUGACAAGCUUCUCUUCGAUUCUGGUAGAAAAGAUGCCCUUGAUUGGAAGCGAAGGUAUGAUAUAAUUGCGGGUGUUGCUCGAGGCUUGCUCUACCUUCACGAAGACUCUCACUAUCGCAUUAUCCAUCGUGAUAUCAAGGCUAGCAACAUCCUGCUUGACGAUAAAUGGGCCCCAAAGAUUGCUGAUUUUGGCAUGGCCCGCCUCUUCCCUGAAGAUCAAACUCACGUCAAUACCCGCGUAGCUGGUACCAAUGCGUAUAUGGCGCCCGAGUAUGUCAUGCAUGGACAUCUAUCUGUGAAGGCAGAUGUAUUCAGCUUUGGGGUUCUGGUUCUGGAGCUAAUCAGUGGUCAAAAGAACUCAGCUUUCAACCCAAGUCUAGAUUCCCAGAAUCUACCGGAAUGGGCAUUUAAGUUGUACAAGGAAGGCAACAGCUUGGAGGUCAUGGACCCUGCAUUGGUACCAUCAGCAGUUCCUGAUCAGGUAGCAAAGUGUAUACAGAUAGGGUUGCUGUGCACACAAGCUGAUCCACAUUUGCGGCCCACCAUGCGUCGUGUGGUGGUAAGUCUAUCGAAGGAGCUUGGCACACUCGAAGAACCAAUUAGACCUGGACGCCCUGGUUCCAGAUAUAGAAGGUCUCGCCGCCCCAAUUCCUCAUCUUCCACUGCCCGAACUUCAGGGGACUCCAGUUCCCAUACAUUUGGUUCCACCACCAACACCGACUCUGCAACUGCAACUGCAACUGCAACUGCUAGCACAUCAGGUCUUACGAACUCAAGAUCCAUAACUGCAAUUGCAAGUACAUCAGCUCGUACAAACCGCAGAUUCGACCCUCAUGGGAAACGUCCCGUGCAAGGUUAGAAUCACCCUAGCUUUUAGGAAAUUUUUGCUAAUUCCUUUUCCGAGUAUAUAUGUGUGUAUGUUAUUAAUCUAUGUAAAUGUAAAUUAUGUAAGAGAGCAAUGAGUUAGAUGCUGUCAAUGUUAGGGGGUGUCAUUUUUUCAGUUAUGCAUGAGAAAGGACAUUGAAUGAAUUACCAUACAAAAUGCAUAUUACAUGUAAUCUAAGAACUAGUAUAGAUUUAAUUUCCGGAGUGUUAGGUCUA